UCGAGCUGAGGAGAGAAAAAGCGAGAAAUCAGUGAACAACCAGAAGGAACAGUAUGAGACAAGGAAAAAGAAACAGGGAGACAGAGAGACAAAGAGGAAGAAAGAGGUAGAGCUAUGGAGAACACACUAAAUCUGGCAACCAUGACAACCAAGGCAAGUGCACACCAGACACGGUGGCUAUGAAACAGGAGAACAUGGAACGAAAGAAAAUGGCAAGAGCAGCUCAGAAUGGCCACCACUAUGAAGAAGGAUACUCCUUCCCUUUAACCCAAGUAAUUUUUUGUGGAUUUUUUUCAUCCUUUUUCUUUUUUGACUGUGUAAUUCCACAUUUGCUCUUUAGUGGUGGAGAGGUGUGGGGGUGAAUGGAGUGCUUUCUGUUGCUGGCCGUCACGGAGGGCUUCCUCAUUUACAGGGAGAAAUAUGAUGAGCUUUAAGUAGAAGUAUUCGUACCUUGAUGGAGUCUGAUGGAUUCACUGAGUUGGGCUUGAACCCACUCACACCGCAUGUUUCCCUUUUGGAACGAACAAGCCAAACUGGAAAUCCAAACUCAUCCUCUUCAGAACUGCGCUGAAAAUCCAAAGAGGUGAACCAUGUAAAGCUAAUGUUUUUGGCUUGCUGAGAUCUUGAGUUCUCAUGAACCCCAUGGCGCAGCUGUACUACAAGAAGGCGAGUUAUUCGCCAUACCGUGACCGGAUACCACUGCAAAUUGUGCGGGCCGAGGCUGAGCUUUCAACAGAGGAGCGUGCCUACCUAAGUGCAGUGGAGAAGGGGGACUAUGCAGGUGUAAAGAUGGCCCUUGAACAGGCUGAGAUCUAUUACAAUAUUAAUGUUAACUGUCUGGACCCACUAGGACGCAGUGCCCUUCUGAUCGCCAUUGAGAACGAGAAUCUGGAGGUAAUGGAGCUGCUGCUGAGUCAUGGUGUGCAUGUGGGAGAUGCUCUGCUGUACGCCAUUCGCAAGGAGGUGGUGGGUGCAGUGGAGUUGCUGCUAUCCUACAGGAAACCCAGCGGUGAAAAACAGGUACCCGCACUUAUGAUGGACACCCAGUUCUCAGAAUUCACACCUGAUAUCACUCCCAUCAUGCUGGCUGCACACACCAACAAUUAUGAGAUCAUCAAACUACUUGUCCAGCGCAAGGUCACCGUACCACGGCCACACCAGAUCCGCUGUGAUUGUGUCGAGUGUGUGUCCAGCUCAGAGGUGGACAGUCUGCGGCACUCACGCUCCCGACUUAACAUCUACAAGACACUGGCGAGUCCUUCACUCAUUGCUUUGUCCAGUGAAGACCCUAUUCUUACAGCGUUCCGUCUAGGCUGGGAGCUGAAGGAGCUCAGCAAGGUGGAGAAUGAAUUCCGGCAGGAGUAUGAGGAGCUCUCACAGCAAUGCAAGCUCUUUGCUAAGGACUUGCUGGACCAAGCAAGAAGUUCACGUGAACUAGAGACGAUCCUCAACCACCGUGAUGACCACAGUGAAGAGUUGGACCCCCGAGAAUGCAGAGACCUGGCCAAGCUCAAGCUGGCCAUCAAGUACCACCAGAAAGAGUUUGUGGCUCAACCCAAUUGCCAGCAGCUACUGGCCACACUGUGGUACGAUGGCUUUCCUGGAUGGCGGCGACGUCACUGGGUGGUGAAGUUGAUCACAUGUUUCACCAUUGGCCUACUCUUUCCUGUCUUCUCCAUGAUCUACCUGCUGGCACCAAAGAGCACACUGGGUCUCUUUAUCAAGAAACCCUUCAUAAAAUUUAUUUGUCAUACUGCCUCAUACCUGACCUUCCUCUUCCUCUUGCUCUUGGCCUCACAGCACAUUGUGCAAACUGACCUGCAUGUUCAGGGUCCACCACCCACCAUUGUGGAAUGGAUGAUCCUACCUUGGGUUCUGGGCUUUAUUUGGGCUGAGAUUAAAGAGAUGUGGGAUGGAGGUUUUACUGAAUAUGUUCACGAUUGGUGGAACCUGAUGGACUUUGCUAUGAACUCUCUCUACCUAGCCACUAUAUCUCUCAAAAUGGUGGCCUACUUUAAGUACAACAGUUCCCGUCCUCGUGAAGAGUGGGAGAUGUGGCACCCAACACUGAUUGCAGAAGCGUUGUUUGCCAUUGCCAACAUCUUCAGCUCGCUUCGGCUCAUCUCACUUUUCACAGCCAAUUCCCACCUGGGCCCACUGCAGAUCUCACUGGGCAGAAUGUUGCUUGAUAUACUCAAGUUCCUCUUCAUCUACUGCCUGGUGCUCUUGGCCUUUGCUAAUGGUCUCAACCAGCUUUAUUUCUACUAUGAAACUGAGGCAGCCGAUGAGCCAAACCACUGCAAAGGCAUCCGCUGUGAGAAGCAGAACAAUGCCUUCUCCACGUUAUUUGAGACACUUCAGUCUCUCUUCUGGUCUGUGUUUGGUCUGCUCAGCCUCUACGUAACCAACGUGAAAGCUCGGCACGAAUUCACAGAAUUUGUUGGGGCCACUAUGUUUGGCACUUACAAUGUCAUCUCACUGGUGGUGCUGCUUAACAUGCUCAUAGCUAUGAUGAACAAUUCCUACCAGCUCAUUGCUGAUCAUGCUGAUAUUGAGUGGAAGUUUGCCCGCACCAAGCUUUGGAUGAGCUACUUUGAUGAAGGAGGGACGCUCCCACCUCCAUUCAACAUCAUCCCCAGUCCCAAGUCGAUGUGGUACCUGUGUGUCUGGCUGCACAGCCGUUUCUAUGGUCGAGGACAGCCUACCCCUGAGGAACAGCACAAACAUGACAACCUCAAAGAGUUCACGGAACGACAUGCUGACAGCCUCAUUCAGAACCAGCAGUAUCAGGAAGUGAUCAAAAAUCUGGUGAAAAGAUAUGUGGCAGCCAUGAUCCGCAGAACCAAAACCGAUGAAGGGCUGACUGAGGAAAACUUCAAGGAGCUCAAACAGGACAUCUCAAGUUUCCGCUACGAGGUCCUGGACCUGCUGGGCAACCGCAAGCCGCCACGCCGCACCUACUCCUCAAGCAGUGAGGCCACACAACCUGAGGCUGAGCAAGAAGAUGAAAAGGAAGAUACAGAGAUGAGGAACAGAGGAGCAAGGCCUGGAGGACAAGCUCAGUCAUGUUCUGUUUCAUUUGCCCAAGCAGACAAGAGAAAGCGUGAGGGCCAAUUUACAGUUUCAGCUCUAUUUCGCUCCAUGGCAGGUCUGGAGGAUGUGGAUGAUGGACCAAAAAGCAAUGGCUUGAAGAAAAACAGGUGGUCCCCUUCAUCAUUCGUGCGGACGAGUGGCCGCUUGCGGCACUUCUCACGCUCAAAAAAAGACUCACUGCGUCGUUUAGGAUCACUGUUUCGUCGUGUGAAUGGACACGUUGCUCAAUCACGCUUGAAGAGUCCCCAGCAGCAACAAACCUACAGCAUUUCAGAUGGGGUUUUGCAACCGCCAACGUCCUGGCGGGACCCUCAAGCACAGCCAGAGAACUGGCUGACAAGAAGCAGCAUGCACCUGCACAUGCUCGGAGGAGAAUCUGGUGCAAUAGACAAGAAUCAAACACCGUCAAUGUCAGAGCAGGCAAAUGAUACAGAUGAUCUCCUGCUAAGGCCCCCUGGUCUACACUGUGCUUCCAGCCUGACUGCCUCCAGUUCCCUCUUGCUCUCCUCUAGUGAGGAUCUGUAUCAGGGCUUGCCAGGGCCUUGUGAGAGCAUUGAUUCCUCUUAUUGGGAUCAGGAGGAGUCAAUCACCACACAGCUCUAAUUGGCUGCACAAAGAGUAUGCUGCCACGAUUGUGUUCAUAUCAAUACAGGCAUUGGACAGCACUUGUGUGUGUAUAUUAUAUAUAUGCUUUUAUUACAUAAACCUAUAAAUUAGCAAAUAAGUAGUCUUUAAAUACUGUAUUGAGAAUGUUAAUGAUUCAGUUUCAGCAAUAUGAGAGUGUAUUUGAAUCAAUGACUCCUAAUGCAAUGCUUUCUUUUUUGUUACAAGUACACAUCAAAUGCCAUUUGCACAGACACUUCUAACAGCUACAUAUAGCCAUCAACACAUCACUCACGUUAUUUAUUUAAUAAUGCUCCCCUGGCUUCUAAGGUGUUACAAGAAAUGUGCAUUUAUAAUCUUAACUAUAAACUCAACAAGCGUAGAAUUGCGUUUGGAAAGUAUCAUUUUAGGCUUUACCAACAUUGCCAAAGUGCCCUUAUACAAUUUUUCCCUUUGAGCCUUCAGAAGUAUAGCUCACUCCAAGUUCAGAGACUUUAAUUUUCCCUUAUAGUCAAAAGAUUAUCCAUUUGUCACUAUGCAGGAAAACAAGGGCAGAUUAAACACAAAGCCCCCAGGGCAAAAGCCAAAUUUCUGAUUAUAGAGAGGCAUGUAACCCUAUUGACAUUUCAUGCAAAAUGCCACAUUUGGAAAUAAGCAUCUGAACAAUAAUGACUUGUGCAUGUACAUUUUUUUAUUAUUAUUAUUUUUUAUUUUUCUUUAGAAGAGAAGUGAGCAUGUCUGCAAUGGAUAAAGUAGUUCCAGUGAAUGACUAAAGUGCAUCACAUUAACAUCUGAGCUUUUGUAAAUUCACAAAACACAGUAGUGUAAAAGGGAGCAAAUACCCCAAUGAGAAAUAAAUUCAUGUAUAUUAAUUAGAAUUGUGAAAUGUAUUAACAAAAUAUUAUCGUUGUUUUAAUUUCUAUAUAGGAUGUUGCAAUCAAAUUUUCA
Molecule: messenger RNA, 4644 nt
Organism: Ictalurus punctatus (channel catfish)
Lineage: Eukaryota; Metazoa; Chordata; Actinopteri; Siluriformes; Ictaluridae
Gene: trpc5a
Product: transient receptor potential cation channel, subfamily C, member 5a
Exons: 11
Coding region: 634-3696 (1020 amino acids)
Biological process (GO): calcium ion transmembrane transport; regulation of cytosolic calcium ion concentration; manganese ion transport
Cellular component (GO): cation channel complex; membrane
Molecular function (GO): protein binding; store-operated calcium channel activity; inositol 1,4,5 trisphosphate binding
Source: RefSeq, a predicted model, not a curated record